UAACACCUUAUACUUUUUAUUAUUGCUGCUUUGUUGAAAAAUCAGACAAAAUAUUACGGUUGGUCUGGACGAGUUAGAAUAGAUAUAGAAAGGCUUUAGCUUGAAGCACCCUUUGCCUCUUGUCCACAACUCAAUUGAAGAUGGACUUUAGUUGGUUUUGCAGUCAAACUCAAUUAACCAUCUAGUUAAUCUUCAGGGGUUGGCCUAGUGGUGAAGGUUUGAGUUCUGAGAGUGUGCUCCUUUCAAGGUGUCAGGUUUGAAUCAUGCUAGGUGCAAACAAUUCCUGUGUUGGGCCAUGUUCAUACAAAGUUUUGCGCUGGCUUUAAACGGGGCCCCUGCAAGUAGAUGGUGGGAUUGGUCCCCUUAGAUUAGUCGGUCGCAAGGUCGGAUACCCAGAUUAAAAAAAAAAAUUAACCAUGUAGUUAACAUUAAUAGCCAGCCACCCAUAGUAAUGUAUUAGGAUACUCGGUCUGGGCCUUAGUCCAAUAAUAUAGCCCAAUAAUAAUGAAUUGGUUAAUCCGGCUUAUGAACCAAUUUCAUAGAUGGGAAAGGUAGUUAGUUAUAUAAGAACAUGUUUAGUUAGCAAGAAGGCAUUCAAUAUGAUUUCUAUUAAGAAUCUUUUGUGUGGGACAGAGAGAAUCAUCUCUUCUCUAGGAGCACUUGGUUGUAUUUCUGUUUUCACUAUUCCAUUAAUACAAUAAAUCUCUUCCAUCAAAUAUUUCUCUUAUACCUGUAAGCUCUGCUCUAUCAACUGGUCAAUUGGUCUGACCUGCCGUAUUAUCGGGGAGAGAGGUGCUAGUAUUCUUGUCAUUCAAGAUGAUUGCGGAAGAAGAACAGUUAGAAGAAGGAACGGUUGAGAGAAUUGAUGCAAUUUAAGUGAGAAUGGGAAGAUUGGAAGAAUCUUUCAAAUCCUUUAUGUUGAGGACAGAGAUGGCGAAGCAUAUGGGUCAUAUUCCCGCAGAGAAUCUUAGCUCUGAUUGGAGUGUAAUUCCGAUAACAAAUGCUAUGAAAGAGCACUGUGGGAUGGAGUUCCAAUCAGAUGCGAAGCCGGAAAAGGUAGAAGCAGUGGAGAAGAAGGAAACGAGUGUGUUGAACAAAGAUGUAAUCCUUGUGGCUGAGAAGCCAGAGAAGAAAAUCAAGCCACAAACUGUUUGGGUUUUAGAGUCACUGGCAUCACAUCUACAUCCGAUCCAAACCAAAGAGAAGCACGAAAAUCAGAUUUCGGGUUCUCUCACACUACCUCUGAAACCACCGGACACCGAUUCAUUUGUGAAGCACCUUCCAAAGCGAAAACCGCCGCCCAAGCCGCCGGAUCUGAGCGAAUUCGUGAGCAAAGAGAGAGGAGAGAUGACGAGCAUGGAGAAGAGAGGGGAGGUGAUAGCGAAACAACACUUAGAUGAAGAAUGUUUGGAUGUAUGUUGGGACUCAGUAUCUCACAUAGAAUUAGACAUUAUGUCGGAUGGAAAAAAGAAAAAGAAAAAACGGAAACAAAGAUCCUAUAGAUUUCUUCCCGCAAGUGAUACUAUAAAGAAAGAAACACACAAUAUGAAAAUGUAUUUCCUUGAUUUGGUAAAUAAUACAUGAGAAGUAUUUAUAGAAUACAAAGGACUGAACAAACUGAUCUUCCUUAAGAACUUCUAAUAGUUACAACAGAAAACAAACUAACAAAAACAGUUGCAAACUUAAGCAGUUGCAUAUCAAUAGAUUGGCCUAACAUUAAUCUUAAUUAGAGGUUUGUUGCUAACGCUUUGCUGUCUGGUUU
Lathyrus oleraceus (garden pea) is the source of this 1762-nucleotide messenger RNA. RefSeq lists its product as uncharacterized. The transcript has 2 exons. The record is from RefSeq and is a predicted model, not a curated record. The coding region runs from base 883 to 1584 and encodes 233 amino acids. NCBI's taxonomy places the organism in Eukaryota, Viridiplantae, Streptophyta, Magnoliopsida, Fabales, Fabaceae.